This is a messenger RNA of Paramecium octaurelia, 893 nucleotides long. Lineage: Eukaryota; Ciliophora; Oligohymenophorea; Peniculida; Parameciidae. The record is from the annotation of a GenBank genome assembly.
GAUUCUAUAUAAAAUGAAUAUUGGUUGGAUUGGUACGGGAGUAAUGGGUGUGUCUAUGUGCAAGCAUAUUCUUAAGGCUGGUCACAAAUUACGCAUAUACAACAGAACAGUUGCAAAGGCAUAACCUGUAAUAGAAGCAGGAGCAGAAUUUGUUCAACCUCGAGAAUUGGCAGAAAACUCAGAUAUUGUGUUUCUGAUGUUGGGAUAUCCAAAGGAUGUUGAGGAGGUAGUUUUGGGAGAACAUGGAAUAUUAAAUCACAUGAAAAAGGGUACAGUGCUGGUUGAUCACACUACUUCAUCACCUGAAUUGGCAGAGAGAAUCUUCAAGGCAGCAAAUGAGAAGGAAAUAGAUUCAAUUGAUGCUCCAGUAAGUGGAGGAGACAUCGGAGCGAGAGAGGGAAGACUGGUGGUGAUGUGUGGCGGAUAAUAGAAGGCAUUGGAUAGAAUAAAUGAUGUAUUAAAAGUGUAUAGUGCCAAUGUGUAAUUAAUGGGAGGUCCUGGAUUGGGUUAACAUACUAAGAUGGUCAAUUAGAUAGUGUUGGCUGGGAAUAUGAUAGGAACAGUGGAGGGGUUGUUGUACGGACACAAGUGUGGAUUGAGUUUGGAAUAGUUGAUUAAUACAAUAAAGAGUGGGGCAGCUAAUUCGACAGCUUGGAGUGUUCUGGGACUGAGAAUGGUGAAGGGAGACUUUGAGCCUGGAUUUUAUGUUGAACAUUAUAUUAAAGAUUUAAGCAUAGCAAUUAACGAGGCCAAUAGGAUGAACUUGAGUUUGCCAGGGUUGGCAUUGGUGAAACAGUUGUAUCAUGCUUUGGUUGCCCAAGGGGGAGCACGUAAUGGAACGCAGGCUUUGCUAUUGGCAUUGGAGACAUUGAAUAAUCAUAAAAUUAGAUGAU